This is a messenger RNA of Opisthorchis viverrini, 1422 nucleotides long. RefSeq lists its product as hypothetical. Gene Ontology annotation, cellular component: nucleus. The annotation marks the transcript as partial. The record is from RefSeq and is a predicted model, not a curated record. NCBI's taxonomy places the organism in Eukaryota, Metazoa, Platyhelminthes, Trematoda, Opisthorchiida, Opisthorchiidae. Gene Ontology annotation, molecular function: DNA-binding transcription factor activity, RNA polymerase II-specific; RNA polymerase II cis-regulatory region sequence-specific DNA binding. The transcript has 3 exons. Gene Ontology annotation, biological process: regulation of transcription by RNA polymerase II.
ACCAAUUAUGAGUUUGCACAAUAUGAGUGGGGCUCCUACCCCGCCGAACAAGGAUUCAACUACGGUAAUUUGAUAUACCCGGUUGAAGGGGAACAGCUUCAGUGGACGGACGCAAAUUCCGAAUCAUACCCCUCAGCUGUGACUUCAGCUGGGCAGCUGGCACAGACGUCACCAAGUCUAUCUGGCUGGAAUGGGAGUGCCAAUACCUUGGGCCAGACGAGCGACCAGCCUGAUUACUGUCCAUCAAACGCUAACCGCCUACGCCAUGAGGGCAACGAGAUGCAACCCGUAUUGGAAAUCCCUGAGAGGCAAAAGCUUGCAAAACGCGCACGAACGGCGUAUACACAAACACAACUAAUGGAACUGGAGAAAGAAUUUUGGUACAGUCAGUAUCUGUGUAGACCACGACGGAUAGAGAUUGCUUCCAGCCUACGGCUGUCAGAAAAGCAGAUCAAGUCCGAUAAUGUAGGAAAUAGUUCAGCUAUGGCACCCUUUCGGUGCCAAGCUGCUAUGCCAGCCAAAGGAAGCACGAGGACUGGGAUACUGGCAGGUUGCCUAAACCUAGACAGGGGAAAUCAAGAGGCAGAGGUCGGUUUCGAACCACGGACCGUGCGGUCAGUAAAUUCGCGCUCUAACCACCAAGCCAUUACUCAAAAAUUAACAACUGUUUGGUUUCAAAACCGUCGAAUGAAAUUCAAGCGACAAAAACAGAUUGGAGCCGGCGAUAAUCCCAUCGGUGAGUACAGAGGAUUUCCAGGUCCGUCGGAAGAAUCCCGCCUACCUUCCAGUUGUCAUCACUCACAUAUGGACUUGCUCGGACAUUCGCAUGAGCAUAGAACCUAUGAGAAGAUGAACUGUUUUGUGAAUCACAAAACUCAGUACCAAGCGGACCAACAGCAUAACCUCGCUCCCGUUCCCAUAUCUAUUCAGACAAAACGAGACUGCGAUCGAUUGGACUCAAGUACCGGUCAUCAGCUCCAUGGAUUUUGCAAAAAUCAUAUUACGCUAGUUCAACAAAGCGUGGAGUCUUGGACCACGCGUAAAGAACGUAUGAUACUUCAAUGCGCGGAAGAAAGAUGCAUCGAUCGACUGGAGAGUGAAAGGCAAGCUGCUGUGGUGUUUGGAUCAUCGUGUGUGACACCAAGUGAAUCGAGCAGAAACAGAUUGGUUGGUAACGAGGCAAAGUCCAGGAUAACUGAUAAUGAGCUACCCAGGAAUUUCAUGUGCACUCCUGACCUUAUUACAAAUUAUCGUUGGGUUGAAUCAAACAACAGUUCACAGUCUGUGUAUCUCGAAACCCCAACCAACAACGGAUUCCGUUCAUCAGAGUUUGAUCCAGUUCGACCCGAUAUUAUCCCUCCUCCGCAGUUAAUACCUUACGAGGUUUGUCCCUGUCGCACCUUUGGCCCAAACCCGCGGUAU